This is a messenger RNA of Saccoglossus kowalevskii, 730 nucleotides long. Its product is annotated as mpv17-like protein. Lineage: Eukaryota; Metazoa; Hemichordata; Enteropneusta; Harrimaniidae. The record is from RefSeq and is a predicted model, not a curated record. Gene Ontology annotation, cellular component: mitochondrion; cytoplasm; membrane.
AUGUCGAAAGUUGUCAUGAUACUGAGGACGAUAGGGAAAAAUAAACUGUUACGAAAUUCCGUGUUUAUAGGGAGCAUUUUUUCUGCGUCCGAGUUUACACAGGAAACCAUACUUGGAUAUGAAAAAUACGACUGGGCUAAGAUCGGACGUUUUGCUGUGUUUGGAUUUUUCUGCAAUGGUCCAUUCAAUUAUACGUGGUUUCGGUUUUUGGACAAAAUUAUGCCUGGGAAUGCAGGAAGAACGGCGGUGACAAAAGUAGUAUUUGACCAGCUAUUUGCAGCACCGAUCAUAGCAGGCGGCUUCUUUGUUGUAAUGGACAUCUUGGAAAGAAAAGAAGAUAUACUUCAUGAUGCAAAACAGAAAACUCUGCCAUCUUGGUUGGCUGGUCUGGCAUUCUGGCCACCAGCACAGUUAGUUAACUUCAAAUUUGUAUCACCGCAAUUUCGUGUUGCUUAUGUUGGGAUAGUAGCAUACAUCUGGACAAAUUUCCUCUGUUAUAUGAGAAGGAAGGAUAUACAUUUCACCAUUGGUAGUAGCAAAUGACAAACUGGUAGCACUGACCAAAGAGCAGAUGAAAAUAGCAAUAAAAGCCUGUUUUCAAAUGUCUUUUAUUCAUAAUAUAUCAGUAGUAUUCUGUGAAAAUGUCAUUCAAGAGCUUUAAAAUGUAUCAUAUAUCUGCUGGAAAAGUAGACAAAAGUAAUUAAUUAAUAAUUAAUUAUUCACCAAUCAU